GCGGCCCAAUCUCGCCUCGCCAAACCGGACAAGUGGCGACAUGGCCAAAAGAAAACGCAGUGCUUUCGACGACCGGCGUCCAGUCGACGUCGGGCUGGGCGCAACUUUGGCGCACAUGCGCGGCGAAGAUGAGCCAGAUGAAGCUACGGAAGGCUGGACAGUUGUCGGCAAGAGAAGAAAGCAGCACAAUUCACGUGACUCUGCAUCACCCUCACCCUCUCCCACCCAAGAUGCCUCGGUCGUGCACAAGGACGACGGCCUGUCCAAGGAGCAGCGCAGGAAGGAACGAAAGCUGCAGAGGAGCUAUCCGGCUAUUGAGCACUCGCACCAUGCACGCCUCAAUUCGCAUGUCAAGAUCACAGACCUGCAGGCGCUGGUGCUAUAUCUGCUUGCUGACGGAACAGCGCCUCAGUGGGUUUCUGUGCGAAGCCGUGCAAACAUCCAGCAGGUUGUUAUGCUCAUGGUCCCGGGUUUGGACGUGGGCAUGUUUAACGGACAGGUUGACCUGGAAGCCGCCUCACAACCCGGACAAGUCGCCCAAGGAGACGAGGCCACCGAGUCCCAGCCAAAGCGGCUGUCCAUCUCGUCCAGCGACUUCUACCCGGCCAGUCUGAAGCCUGAACGGCUGCCUGCACCACUGAAGCCUCUAUCCGACAUUUUCGAGCACGUGUGGCCCAUCAAAGCCAUUGGAGAACACCGCAACAACCAGUACAUGCGCCUCCAUUCGCCCAUCCACACCAUGCUCACCUCGCAGAUUCCAAAGACGCAAGAAGAAAAGCAAAUGAAGAGAACCGGCAACCACAAGGGGCCCAUGCCACAGAACUCAAGUCAUUGGCAGAACAAGCGCACACGCAUUACCGAGUAUAUCGCCACACUCAUGGAGCAACAGGAGAACGAAUAUGUACUGCAUCCAGCCAUGUUCACGACGCUCGAAUCCAAGGAGGCUAACCAAGAGAGGAGGAAACUCGCCAACCAGACUGCAGAUGACGGUUGGGUGGAUAGCCAUGUCGCAAAUCUAGACGAAGGACAAGUACCCGAAGAAGAGAUAGAGCAAGGCAGUCUGAGUGCUGGGAGACAGAUCCUCUCCAUGGACUGUGAAAUGUGCAAAGCCGAGAACGAUGAGCUUGUGCUUACGCGCAUCAGUCUAAUGGAUUGGGACGGCAACGUAGUCUUGGAUAAGCUUGUCAAGCCCGAGAUUGGCAUCAAGGACCAUCUAACGCAGUGGUCGGGUAUUACAGCGGCCAUGCUUCAGGAUGUCACAACGACACUUGCCGACAUACAAGAGGAGCUAUUAGCGCUCAUUACUCCGCGGACAAUCCUUGUGGGACAUUCGCUAAACUCCGAUCUCAAUGCACUCAAGCUGACUCAUCCCUUUAUCGUCGACACGGGUAUUCUCUAUCCACAUCCGCGCGGCCCGCCCUACAAGCAGUCGCUGAAAUGGCUUGCGCAGAAGUAUCUCAAGCGCGAAGUGCAGAAAGGGUCACAGGGCCACGACAGUGUAGAAGACGCUCGAACAUGUCUUGAUCUGGUCAAGCAAAAAUGUGAAAAGGGCCCGAGGUGGGGCUCGAGUGACACCAACGCCGAGUCGAUCUUUAAAAGACUAGGACGGAGCAUGCGACCAAAGUCAAACGACGCUCAUCGAGCGGGAGCGGUGAUUGACUGGGGUGAUCCGAAUAGAGGCCAUGGUGGUCAAGCUAAAGUUUCGAUAGGAUGCAAAAUGGAUGAUGAAGUGGUCGAAGCUAUUGAUCGGACCUUGAAGGGCCAAGCCGAGGGCAGAGAUGGGACUGCCGACCAGAUUGAUUUUGUCUGGGGCCGUCUGCGGGAACUUGAGCUUGCACGAGGAUGGUGGGAUGAUACCAAGUCAGCAGAUGUCGAGGUGAUUCGAAAAAAUGCGCUUGAGCGAAUGGGCUUCUGUCGACAAGGCGAUGAUGUGGAUGUGGAGCUACAAGGCGCUGAGCUUGGCGAAGCUGUUUCGAGGACGGUUGAGCGGAUCAGCCAGGUUUACAAAUCCCUGCCAUGCUGCACGGCCUUUAUUGUGUACAGUGGGACGGGCGACCCUCGAGACAUUCGACGCCUGCAAGCCAUGAACCAGCAGUACCGGCGUGAGUUUGCAACGAAGAAAUGGGACAAUCUUAGCGUACAAUGGACAGACACGGAGGUGCAGGCAUUGUCCAAGGCAUGCCAGGAUGCACGCAAUGGUGUCGGGUUCAUGGUGGUUAAGUAGAGUACUAGAUAGGAUAUUAUUACGAGAGCAAAGUGUGUGUCUCGUUUUGUGUUUGGCCACGGGCGCCAACGCUAAAGCAUUUGUGAUACGUAUAAUGUCGGCGUGUUUGAGCAAACAGGCAGUUGGGUCCGACAGGUAAUGACGGGUAAUUGAGAAAAGUGUAUGGAAAAGAGCGGAUGCCGAGG
Bipolaris sorokiniana ND90Pr is the source of this 2409-nucleotide messenger RNA. RefSeq lists its product as uncharacterized. Gene Ontology annotation, cellular component: nucleus. Gene Ontology annotation, molecular function: nucleic acid binding; exonuclease activity. Bases 41 to 2224 code for a protein of 727 amino acids. The transcript has a single exon. Lineage: Eukaryota; Fungi; Ascomycota; Dothideomycetes; Pleosporales; Pleosporaceae. The record is from RefSeq and is a predicted model, not a curated record.